This is a messenger RNA of Klebsormidium nitens, 1654 nucleotides long. Lineage: Eukaryota; Viridiplantae; Streptophyta; Klebsormidiophyceae; Klebsormidiales; Klebsormidiaceae. The record is from the annotation of a GenBank genome assembly.
ACAUCUUCACCAUCACAAGAUUCCACCAUUUUGCCGCAGACUGCCCUGGAGCAUCCUCCUCGAGCCCCCCCCAAGCAGGAUGGCGAGCCAUGGUCAGGCAGCAGAGCCCGCUCUUGCAGAGCAAGUCCUCUCCAGGAUGCGCUUGGGGGUGGCUGCUGCUGCGAAGGGCUCCCUGGGGUUCUCGAAGAGGGGUCAUCGAGCCUUCCGCAAGCACGCAGGCAGCGUGUGCCGGAGUGUCAACGAGCAACUGGGUUCCGCAGGCCUGUGCUGGACACAAGCAGCAUGGGACGGUAGCUUAGCGGCAGCAAUGACUGGCCUGCAGUCGCUGGUGAACGAACAGGAUAGGAACUUGCUGGAUGGGUACAACCGGGUACUCGCUGCAGUUGAGCGCGCUCACCUGGAGGGGUUAAAGCAGCCGGCAGAGGCCCCCAAGACUCCAAAGCUUCCUGCCUGCUCAAGGCGCAAUCCCCGGGUGUCCAAGAAGGCCGCAGGCGGUGCAGAUCAGCAGACCGUCCGCUGCUCUGUGAAGAUCCCCCAAGGCCGCUUGCUGCAGCUUCAGAUGCCCCGCAGCGCCGACGUGAAGACCUUGAAGGGGGCAAUCUCUGCCCGCACCGCAAUCCCUACCUUGGAGCAGAAGCUGGUGGCAGGAGGGAAGCUGCUUCGCGGCGCCACUCAGCUUGGGGAGGCGUGCGCUGGGGAGGAGCUCGAUGUGGUGGUGAACUUCGGCCUCGCUGGAGGGGCAGGUGGAGCAGACGCUGCAGGUUCCGGCGCCUCGACCAUGGAGGUCAGCGAGGUUUCCCUGAUCACAAUCAGGAGAGGCGACACAGAGGAGACCUGCACACUUGAAGACCCUCCAUACCUCUGCAAGGAUGUCUUGGAUUACCUUGACGUCACGGAAGGCUGGGGCAGAGGAAAGCUGACGAAGACAGGGGGGGAGCGCGAGGUCUCCAUACACACAAGCCGCCAGGUGCCCGCUGGCAGCUACACCUUCAGGGAAGUACGGGCUGUUGUGCGAGGGGGAGGGACCGAGGGCGCAGGCCAUUCCGGGGACGUGGCAAUGCCGGAUGUUGACUACAGGAGAUCUGCUGGAACGGGGCAGACCGGUGAAGAUGGGGGCCCGUCUGAGGACGUCAUGAUGCGGGACGUAUUGCAGGGAGAUCACAGGCGGCGGAGCGAUGAUGACCUCUGGGAUGACAGAGUCGACGAAGAGAUUCGCAAGGUGCUGGACGGUGCAUUUGCUUCCCCAGAGCAGACCGGGCAGCCGAAGCUUGACCUGAGGUCCCCACCCCCCAGCCAUCCCUUCGCGAGGAGAAAUGUGUCCGCUGUGUACUUCCGCAACUCGCCAAGCCUGCUGCUCACGAACCUCCCUGAACGCAACGAGCCCGGUCUAACGAAUGCACAGACUUUGCUGGCGGAGAACAAGCAGCUGCACGCAUCGGGGCAUGGGCAGGACCAGGUGCAGACGCGCGCGACUGCACUCAUCGGGCCUUCAGGAGCAGGGAAGUCCCGCACGGCGCUCGAGGCGUGCUGCCAUGAGUAUGGCUUUUACCUGAGCUUCUCGACGGAGAAGGAGCCCGGGACGAACAUCCUGCGGCAGGCAAUGCACCGAUUGGAGGAGAAGUUUGCGAACACGUACGAGGAAAUUCAGAGCGAU